Messenger RNA from Pectinophora gossypiella (pink bollworm), 2667 nucleotides. RefSeq lists its product as uncharacterized. The record is from RefSeq and is a predicted model, not a curated record. The transcript is spliced from 3 exons. NCBI's taxonomy places the organism in Eukaryota, Metazoa, Arthropoda, Insecta, Lepidoptera, Gelechiidae. Bases 110 to 1450 code for a protein of 446 amino acids.
CGCUCACCUCAGAUCCGCGCCCGCGCCGUGGCCGCCGCACGUAUACACCGCGAACAAAACAAUUGCAGUGCAGUGAUUUAGUGUCAUGUUGUGAUAGUGAAGUGUCGAAAUGGAGUCGACGCCGAUCUGUCGGUGCCGUGUGCUGUACCUCGGCUCCGCAGUGCCGCAGCAGAGCAAGGACGGCCUGCAGGGCAUACAGGAACCCUUACGCGAACUGUACCCGGAAAAGGGAGCGACCACCGGCGGCAUAGACUCGUGGCUGUCCGUCUGGUCCAAUGGAAUCUUGCUCGAAAAUGUGGACGAGAGCGGCUCGAGAGUCGCGAGAUUCUUCCCGAUCUCGAGCUUACAUUACUGCGCCGCCGUGCGCCGGGUGACCGUGGAGGGUGCGCCGCGGUUCUUACCCCUGGACUCGCCGUUCGCCCGGGCCCCGGCACCGCGGCGGCCCCCUUUAUUCGCAGCCGUACUGCGCCGUACGCAGGGCAUUAAAGUUCUGGAAUGUCACGCCUUCAUAUGCCGUCGCGAGGCGGCUGCCAACGCGCUAGUCCGGUGUUGUUUCCACGCGUACGCGGAUAGUUCAUAUGCUAAACGACUGGAAGCGGAGCGCUCGCCCUCUCAGCUGCCUCCGGAACCCGACGAGGAGUUGGAGGUGUACGACGGAGAUGAGAACCACAAGGUGUGGGUCGGGGAAACGGAGAGAGACGACGCGAGCGACGACAUCCCGCACCAGACGCGGGCGCCGCGACCUCGGCAGAUCACGCGGCCGGCGUCCGUGCCCCCGCCGCCGCCACCACCCGAGGAGCCCAAAAAGAAAUCGACGACCAAGAAAACGAAAAAGAAGUCGUCGGCCUCGGCCGAUGAGUUAUACGCGACGAUGCCGGGGCCGGGGCCGGCGCACACGGCGCACAUGAUGAAUGGCAGGUCGCUGGGCCGCGCGCCGCCGGCGUGGGCGGCCGGGCACCCGAUGGUGUUAGUGGCCCACCCGGCCGCGACCCUGCCGCAUGCGAGGCCUGCCACGCUGGCCCACAGGGGGCGGGUGUCCGCGGCGUUGGCCCCGGGCCCUUUUCCCCCAGGCCCUCCUCCUGGAAGGGGCCGUUUGCAGUACGCUACAGUUGACCCUCGACGCUCAAAGCCGCCGCCCGCGGCCAUGAAGGCAGCACAGAGUAUGACGGGGCUGGAGGCGGUGGAGGACGCCGGUGGCAUAUACAGGAAGAAGGGCCAUUUAAACGAGCGAGCGUUCUCGUACAGCAUCAGGCAGGAGCACAGGAGUCGUUCGCAUGGGUCUCUCGCCAACCUGAAGUUCGCUGCUCCACCUGAGGUGGAGUCAGGUCGCGAGGAGCUGAAGAAAGAGCGCGAGAUCAUGCAGCUGGUGGCAGGGCUGCAGCUCGGGCCCGAGGACGACCGCCGAGACCUGCCGCCUCAGUACAUCCGCACCAGGCACGCGCCCAGAUAACACCACGCCAACGAGCAACGCCAUCUACCGGCCAAGCAGAGAACUAAGGGUGUCAUUCUGAAAAUUCAAUAAGCAUUGUGUAAAGAACUAACGCCUAGUUCGAGGUACAUUGCUUGGUAAUAAAGCAGCCAUAUUUUGUUUUAAGCUGCACAAUUUAUACAGCCAGGGGCCUAAUUAUGUUAUUCCAAAUCUAUCGUAAUUCCUGCGAUUGUGAUUCGAUAAAAAUGACAAACCCCGUCAAUUUGUUGAAAUUUUAGCCAAUCACAAAUGCUGAUGUUGAACUUACGAUAGAUUAGGUAGAUACUAAAGUUAGAUUAUAACCAUUAGAUAUUAAAAAAAUACCCAAUUUUGAAGAUGAAGUGACUUGUUUUGAAACUUUGCAAGGCAUUGAUGUCAUGCAAAGUUUGCUGUAAGUAAAUUAUAAAAGUAAUGAUUUUAAACAAAAAAAAUAUACGAUUCAUUUCAUCUUUCAUACCUAUCAGAUAAGUUUAUGUAUAAACAUGGUGUUUACUAUUCAAUUUUAUUCUAGCUCCAAUAAUAGUGCCUUGUUUUUGAGCUCAUUUCAUACAGUCACGAUUUAAUGUAAAUAGGCAGCAUCGGAAAUUAAUAAGUAUAAUCUAAAAUGGUCGAUAUUGCUAACCUAACUAUAACGUUGUGAAGUGAGCUAUAUUGUUAUAAAAUUACAAAUUCACUGUGAAAAGUCACAAACAAUAACUGUCCUUAACACAUCAACGAUGAAAUUACUGAAUUAGUAGACAUAAUUAGUCACAAUUCAAAAAGGUGAAAUUAUUGCAUGACUAAUUGUCCAUUUAUUUUUCAUAUACUUCCUUUAUAAAAUAAGCAAAGAUAACUUUUUGAGAAAGAGCUUUAAAGUCAGAAUAAGCACCCAAUUAAAGUAUACUUACGUAAACAUGCCAAGCAAUGUACACAGAACUAUAGUUUUGUUACGACACUUACCAGAAUCAGUCUCGCGUCAAUGCGUGCGCGCAUGACCGGAAACUGUACCUCCGAGUUCGAAUUAUGAAUGCCCAGCCAUUUGCUAUCAAUUCCGACUUUAUCUGAACGUUAUAAGAAACAUAAAGUAAGCGAGGAUUACGAAUUGAAAAGUUAUAUCGAUAUAUAUCGCAACUGUCCACGUCCUACUUAUUGGCAUGCAAGGUUUUCGAUACAUUGUAAUUCAUAUACAUAUAAAAUCAUUCGUGGGGGGUUACAAAGGC